UCCAUGGCCGCAGCGCAGCACCGGAGGCCGCGGCGCGGACUUCGAUGAGCGCAAGGUGGAUGAGCGCGGCCACAACCUCCAGUCGUGGGAGGUUUCCUCUCAUAUCAGUGAUACAAUAUGUCAUCAUGUCAUCCAUACUCGUGGCCCUGCUCACAUUCCUGUGCCAGGAUGUCGUCUUCGGCAAAGCUAUUAACUCUUUCGCGGGCCCUUACAUAUUUUAUGCCGAGCGCAUUUACAUGUGUGAAAACAACGCGGAAAUGGCUUGGAGAUGGCAUUUUCGGGCCAGUCACUUCAACCCACAAAAACCAAGGGAAUUACAACGCCUGACCGGUAACUUGACGGGUGUUAAUGUAACCAUUGAUGACAGCUUAGGGGCUAAAAUUUUACUGGAUAUUUGGGCACAAAACCAAUGGAAGGAGAACGCCUUUCUCUUCUCAUUUAAAGACAAGGCAUGUACAUUGAUAAGAGUACUCGCCCCUACCUUUUACGGGCAAAUUUUAAAGCAGAAAGAAACUAAAGGCGAUUGCAUACUAAAACCGGGGAUUUACGAGGCCAAUGACACCCCAGUGGAAUGGGUAUUUCCAAAAGUACCAAUCAUGCCUUAUGGACGCUAUAGGAUGAAAAUAUUGUUGGGCACGGCCCCAAAACUAUACGGAUGCUUCACAGCAGUAGCUACGAUGAUUCCGAAAGUCUAGUAACAUUAGCAUGUUGUAUGAUUAUGUUUGUUAUUGUAUCACGGGGAUUUAAAAGAGUGUGAAGUACUUAAGUCCUCUGACUUGACUUUGACAGCACACAUUAGUCACAAAUAGGCGCAAGUAUCACGAACGUUUAAGCUU
Molecule: messenger RNA, 836 nt
Organism: Frankliniella occidentalis (western flower thrips)
Lineage: Eukaryota; Metazoa; Arthropoda; Insecta; Thysanoptera; Thripidae
Exons: 4
Coding region: 45-695 (216 amino acids)
Source: RefSeq, a predicted model, not a curated record